Molecule: messenger RNA, 2378 nt
Organism: Glycine soja
Lineage: Eukaryota; Viridiplantae; Streptophyta; Magnoliopsida; Fabales; Fabaceae
Product: O-fucosyltransferase 15-like
Exons: 9
Coding region: 341-2152 (603 amino acids)
Source: RefSeq, a predicted model, not a curated record
AAUCUUUGUUUGAGGAGGGGUUUCACAGAAAUCGAACCAUAGGAAAUUAAUCUUGUAAUAAUGGAGAGUAGCAUUAGCGAAACACUGACAUUAUGCAGAAAAUAAUUUGAGACGUUCCACGGCAAAUCAAAGAUUGGUAACGACGGGAUUGAGUUGGGUGGAAUUCUUGAAGCCCAAGAAAGAAAAGAAAAGAAAAGACGAGAUUCAUUUCUCUCUUAUAAUACCGUAGCUAUUGCUAAAUGCUAAGUGCUAACUAACCAUUAAUUAACCAAACACAAACACAAACACAUUCUUUCAGAUUUCAUCUCCUCUUCUUCAGGAUCUGACCCGAACCCGAAGCAUGGUAUCCGCUUCCGAACCAGAUCGAUGCUCGCCAACUUCGCGGACUCCGAGCCGCCUCUCCAGCUCCCGUAGAUCCCAAUCCCACUUUUCUUCGUGGUAUCCAAGGAAACGAGCCAAACUGCUUCUCUCGCUUAUUGCUUUUCUCGCUUUCGUUUUCUUUCACAAUUGGUUUAUGCUUCUCCGUUUACAACAUCAACCCGAUCCUAUACCCAAACCUACACUUCGUUCCUCCUCCGUUUCACUUUCUCUUCAGGUAUGUGCCCUGCUUUAUUCUUAUUUUUAUUUGUAUAAAAUAGAACAUUUGAAACGCUUAUUUCAUUUUCAGCGGAAAUGGAACAAGCCUUCAAAUAAGAAAAAAUCACAAAAGGGGAAUUAUGCAAGGAUGUUGGCAUUGGCUGCACAUGCCUUGGCAGAGAAUAAACGCGAACCUAAAGAUUUGUGGCAAGAACCCUUCGUUCCUGCUUCUUCUUGGAGACCUUGUGCUGAUCAGCGGAAUUGGGAACCCAAUGAGGGAAAAAAUGGAUACAUUUUGGUUACUGCAAAUGGUGGGAUCAAUCAACAACGAGUAGCUGUUUGUAAUGCUGUCGUUGUGGCUCGUUUACUCAAUUCAACUUUAGUUAUCCCCAAAUUUAUGUACAGUAGUGUAUGGAGAGAUGUGAGUCAAUUCAGCGAUAUCUAUCAGGAGGAGCAUUUUAUUAACUACUUGACUCCUGAUAUUCGGAUAGUGAGGGAGCUUCCAAAGGAGCUACAAUCUUUGGACUUGGAGGCAAUUAGUAGUGUAGUGACAGAUGUUGACAUGGAGAAGGAGGCCAAGCCAAGUUUUUACUUAAAACACAUCUUACCUAUUAUACUUAAAAAUCAAGUUGUUCACUUUGUUGGAUUUGGUAAUCGCCUGGCAUUUGAUCCAAUAGCAUUUGAGCUGCAGAGACUUCGUUGCAGAUGUAAUUUUCAUGCCCUGCAAUUUGUUCCCAGAAUACAAGAAACCGGUGCUUUGCUUCUUAAAAGAUUGCGUGAACAUUCAGGUCUUGUUGGACCAUUGGAUCGUUAUCUUGUUGGUCCAUUUGCCGAAUCAAUGAAGGAGAAAAGUGAAAGUAAUGCCAAGAAAGCAUCCAAGUAUCUAGCUUUGCAUCUCAGAUUUGAAAUUGACAUGAUAGCUCAUUCUUUAUGUGAAUUUGCGGGAGGUGAAGAAGAGAGGAAAGAAUUGGAAGCAUAUCGUGAAAUCCAUUUUCCUGCAUUGUCACUGCUGAAGAGGACUACAAAAUUACCUUCUCCUUCUGAGCUCAGGUCUGAAGGCCUAUGUCCUUUGACACCUGAAGAAUCCAUCCUUAUGCUUGGUGCUCUUGGUUUUAACCGCAAAACACACAUAUUUGUAGCUGGUUCUAAUUUGUACGGAGGUGGCUCACGAUUGGUUGCUUUGACCAAUUUGUACCCUAAAUUAGUCACCAAAGAGAACUUGCUUUCUUCAGCUGAACUCGAAUCUUUUGCUAAUUAUUCCUCUCAGUUAGCAGCACUGGACUUCAUAGGCUGCACUGCUUCAGAUGCAUUCGCCAUGACUGAUUCAGGAAGUCAACUAUCAUCUUUGGUGUCUGGGUAUCGAAUUUAUUAUGGUGGUGGAAGAAUGCCAACAAUACGUCCAAAUAAACGUAGACUUGCUAGUAUAUUUAUGAAGAACUCUACCAUAGAAUGGCGUGUUUUUGAACAGAGAGUGAGGAAAGCAGUUAGGCAAACUAAACAUGUACAGACAAGGCCGAAGGCAAGAAGUGUUUACAGGUAUCCUAGGUGUAAAGAAUGUAUGUGCAGAACAGAUUAAUUUAUUUAUAUUAGCUUGGCUGUAAUGUGAUUUCUCAUUGUAAUUCUUAGCAUUGUUGUUCAUUAUUGCCAUUCAAUUUUUUCCCUCUGGCUAGAUAGGUUAGUCUGUGCCAUUAUAGUUAUAACUACACUCAUAGGCGUGAUUUUGAUUGGGAUUUGAUCUCACAUGGUGACAGUUGAUCUCACAUUUUGUUAACAAAAGCUGAAAAUUCUCAUAUUUUGUGACA